This is a messenger RNA of Argentina anserina (silverweed cinquefoil), 2243 nucleotides long. RefSeq names its product protein KINESIN LIGHT CHAIN-RELATED 1. NCBI's taxonomy places the organism in Eukaryota, Viridiplantae, Streptophyta, Magnoliopsida, Rosales, Rosaceae. The transcript has 2 exons. The record is from RefSeq and is a predicted model, not a curated record. Bases 37 to 1956 code for a protein of 639 amino acids. Gene Ontology annotation, molecular function: protein binding.
AAACAAACCCAGAAAAGCUCUCACAGUUCUCCAACCAUGAGAAAGUCCUCAAUCUCACUCUUCUCCCAUCUCACUCGUCACACCUCCAAAACCAUCCCUCCUCUUCUCUCCACAACUCACAUCUCUACCCCUCCAUCUUCUUCUUCACCGACCCGGUUCACUUCCUGCACCAAACUCCACGGCCAGGUCUUCAAAACCCACCAAUCCCAAUCCAACCCAUCUCGAAACAUGAACACCCUGGCCCCCCAAACGUCCUCAAGGCAGAGAAAAACCAAGGAAAAAUCCGACCUUGAAGACGCAUUUGAGUCUGCUACUACUUCUGAAGAGAUGCGUAGAGCUUUCAAGGAAAUGGAGAAGGCUUUCGGAGAGAAAGAGCUGGCCUUGGCUUGUUUGAAACUUGGGCUCAAGCUUGACCAAGAAGGUGAGGACCCUGAACAAGUUCUCUCUUUUGCUACUAGAGCCUUUAAUGCUUUUGAUAAAGAAAGUGAUGAUUGUGAUAUGAGUAGUAGUGGUAAUAAGAGUACUUUUCUUGUUGCAAUGGCUUUACAAUUGAUGGGUUCGGCUAGUUGUAGCUUGAAGAGGUUUGGUGAGAGUUUGGGGUAUUUGAAUAGGGCGAAUAGGACAUUGGGUAGGUUGGAGGAGGAGGGUUGUGAGGUUGGGGAUGUUAGGCCGGUGAAGCAUGCAGUGCAGUUGGAGAUGGCCAAUGUGAAGACGGCAAUGGGGAGGAGGGAGGAGGCCCUUGUGAAUUUGAGGAAGUGUUUGGAGAUUAAGGAGGUCAUGUUGGAGAGGGAUAGUAAGGAGCUUGGGAAGGCUAAUAGGGAUUUGGCCGAGGCUUAUGUUGCGGUUUUGAACUUUAAGGAGGCGUUGGGGUUCUGUAGGAAGGCGUUGGAGAUUCAUAAGGAGCAGUUGGGGCAGAACUCGAUGGAGGUUGCACAUGACAAGAACUCGAUGGAGGUUGCACAUGACAGAAGGCUUCUUGGGAUUAUUUAUACGGGGUUGGAGGAGCAUGAGAAGGCGUUGGAGCAGAAUAUGUUGUCGCAGAAGGUUUUGAAGAAUUGGGGUCUUGGUUCUGAUUUGCUUCGUGCAGAGAUUGAUUCUGCAAAUAUGCAGAUUGCGCUGGGGAAGUAUGAUGAUGCUAUUAAUACUUUGAAAGGUGUUGUUCAGCAAACUGAUAAGGACAGUGAGACACGGGCUCUCGUGUUUAUUUCAAUGGGAAAAGCGUUGUGCAAUCAAGAAAAGUUUUCAGAUGCAAGGAGAUGUUUGGAGAUUGCUUGUGGAAUUCUUGACAAGAAAGAGAGAACCACCCCAGUAGAUGUUGCUGAAGCAUACUCAGAAAUAUCGAUGCAAUAUGAGACAAUGAAUGAAUUUGAAACUGCAAUUUCAUUGUUGAAGAGAACAUUGGCAUUGCUUGAGAAGCUCCCACAAGAACAACAUUCUGAGGGAAGUGUUUCUGCUAGGAUAGGGUGGUUGCUUCUGUUGACCGGCAAGGUCUCACAAGCUAUUCCUUACUUGGAGAGCGCAGCUGAGAGGUUGAAAGAGAGCUUUGGUCCCAAGCAUUUUGGCGUGGGCUAUAUUUACAACAACUUGGGUGCAGCAUAUUUGGAACUAGACCGGCCUCAGUCAGCUGCACAGAUGUUCGCUGUCGCAAACGACAUCAUGGACGUUGCACUUGGUCCACAUCAUGCAGAUUCAAUUGAGGCAUGCCAGAACCUAUCAAAAGCAUAUGAUGCUAUGAAAAACUAUGUCCUUGCAAUCCAAUUCCAGCAGCAAGUAGUUGAUGCUUGGGAGAGCCAUGGACCAAGUGCUCAUGACGAACUCAGAGAAGCACAGCGACUACUUGGAGAGUUGAGGAAGAAAGCCCGUGGGACAAUUUCAAAUGAUGGGGGAAUCAUAAAGGCCUUACCCUUGCCCCAAACUCAUCCAUCUGCCAGGAGCUCACAAGCUGACUUCCUUUGAAUUUGAAGUGAUUGAACUUAAUUUGAAAGAUGCGCCGAGUAAUUGAUGUACUAGACAUUGCAAGAAGCGAGUGACUUCAUCCUUCAGGGUGAGGGUAUGGCUACUACUUUCAGUGCUUCUCAUAACAUCUUGGCUAUGUUCUUCCUGGGUGAUGACAAAUGUCAGUGUCAGCCAUAAAUUUUAAUAAGCCAUUGUUCUACAGUUAUACAUCAUUACGUUAAAGCACAAAAAUUUUCUGCUCAUGUAAAUUACUUUAGUAUUGAGGAAUAUAUAUAUGUUAUUCACUG